CACCGGGGUGUUCAGAUGAUGCACAGUAGAACACAGAGAUCACCAAGAAAAAACCCUGGGGUGAGCAACACAAGUAUCCAAAACAGCAAAUGACUCCGUUGUAAGGCACCAGAAAAAACAUACGAAAAACAGCUUACACUGCCCAAAUGGCUGGAUCAAAUGUGCACAGAAAGUUUAGAGGGGUGCAAGUAAAAAGGCUAAGAGGUAGAGAAGGUUUAAGAACUGUAGUACUCUUACUGGAGGGGGGGCGUAGUCGGGGGUAGCCAAGAAGGUUACCCACCCUGGAGAGGUAAAGUUUUGCUGUUUAGUCAGCGAAUACACGUUGUUUUUCAAACGUGCAGGCCGACUUCAUGACGAAGUGAGAAGAAGCUCGGAAAGUGAAAAUACUAACAAAACUUACCAAAAAUAAGAACAGAUACUUUUUAAUUAAAGUUUAUUAAAACCAUAUCUAUAGUUACAUGCCAGCACGCAGGCCGGGACUCAAACAGCUUGUUUGACACGUAUACAUGUUUAGAGUAGUGAGGUUACAUGAAAAACAUAAACCCAAAAAUAAAGAGAAUGACAACGCAUACGAUACAUUAUUUACAAAGAUAGACUGUACAUGUAUAUUUACAGAGGGGAAGUGGGAUGAUUGCCAUUACACAGUAACACACAUAAUCACAUGACGACAUUAAAAGAUUACUGGUGAUAAACCUGCGUUUCAAGUGAUGAUACAUUCCAAUGUUAACAAUUCGUACAGAGAGUACAUUACUAAUAGCAAGCUGGUACUAGACAGUUCAUGUGAAUGAGCGUAACUUGAUCAACAUAAAGAGCGAGGACUGCACUAGACUGUUAGGUCCACUCAUCAUUGAGGAUAAAUUUAUUAUUAGAAUAUUUGAAGAUUACAUUGGAGAUACCUUUAUACAAAGUAUUUAGGUCUUUUUCGUUGAAGGUGUUGUAGUCAUUAGCAAGUUUAAGGGAGGCUUCUUCGCGAAUUUUGGUGGCAAUAAGGGUGGCAUUACACCUUUUAUUCUCAAAGAUGAAAGCACAUUUUGCCUUCCAGAGUGUCCUUUUGGUUAAAGCAACCAUCCAGUUAAUGCAGUAGUGAUUUUGUUUCUUGACGGGGAACCUGUUAUGAUGUUUAAUGCAAUGCCAAGUAAGUAUGGUGUUAAAGAUUUUAUUUAUCCAAUUCCAAACCUUAUUGGCGACGGGGCAUUCGAAGAAGAUAUGAAAUAUAUUUUCAGUUCUGUUACAACGGGGACAAUGAGCACUCCUCAUCUGCUGAUACGUGUGUAGAUAGUCUUUCGACAUCACUAUGUUGUUCAGGAUUCUCCAUAAUGAUAAUAAUAAUAAUUAUAAUAAUAAUAAUAGAAAUGGCCAGUAUAAUAUUAAAAAGAAUAUCAAAUUAAAUAAAAAAUUUGAUUACCCUUCAACUGCAGAAAAAGAAGAAUGGUUGAAAAAAUUAAUCAUAAAUUUAACAGACAUAGAAGUGCCGAAGGAUUAUUUGCGUUUGUUAUCAUAUGGCAGUAAUAUGAAUUUACCUAUAUUUACAAAAACCAUAGAAGUUGUUGCCGAAAUAGAAAGUAUUAUCCAACGAAUUCCGGGAAAACAGGAAGACAAAAAUCAGUUAAGGAAAUAUUUAAGUAAAGAUCUUCAAAAAUAUAAAGGAAAAGAUUUACAACAAAAGAAAAAACAAAUAGUAACUACAGAUGAAUAUGAAGUUUUACCUAGUGAUCCAACAGAAGAUAUUAAAAAGAAACUAAUUAAAUUAAUGAAAACAUAUAGAAAAGAGUUUACAAGCAAUGAAUUUAAGAAGAUCGUCAAUUUUAAUAAUGUACGUAUUCCACAACUUAAUAUUCGACUUAAAACCCACAAGAUUGGACAGAUUUUUAGACCUUUAGUAGAUUUUAAAUAUUCAGUAUUGUAUAAUUUAGAAUAUUAUAUAAAAAAUUAUUUGCAGUGUAUCCCCGACUCUAAAUAUACUAUAAAAAAUGCAGAUCAAUUGAUCUCAAGAUUAAUGCAAGGUCAAAGUAAAGACACUUAUAGAUUUUUAAGUCUGGAUAUAAAAUCUAUGUAUCCUUCAAUAAAUUGGAAUUUUAUUAUGGAAAGUUUAAGUAAAUAUGAUUUACCUUGUUAUAUCUUAGAAUUUAUUCAGUUUACUUUUAAAAAUAAUUACUUUAAAAUAUCUACAGAAUAUUAUCGCCAAAGAGACGGGAUCGCAAUGGGAUCAGUAAUUGGCCCAAAGCUUGCCGAUAUUUGUAUGGCAUCAAUAGAUGAAAAAAUCUUCCAGUACCAAGGUAUUGUUUUUUAUACUAGAUAUGUGGAUGACAUAUUAGUUUUGUACGACUCAAAUAACGUUACAGCUGAAAAUAUCAAGGAUUAUGCAAAUAGUUUAAAUAAGAACAUUAAAUUUACUUAUGAAGAAGAAAAAAAUUAUGAAAUUAAUUAUUUAGAUGUAAUAAUCACAAGAAAAAAUGAAACAUUGCUGUUCCGAAAAUACGAAAAAAUAUGUAAUAAUAAUAAGGUGAUUAAUUACAAGUCAUAUUCUUCUAUAGGAAUAAAAAGAAAUGUUUUUUUGAUGGAAUUAAAGAAAAUAUUUAAUAGAACAACUUUAAAAAAAUAUAUUGAAAUUGAAACUAAGAAUCUUUUUAAAAAAUAUUUAUUGAAUGACUAUCCACAACAGCUUAUACCAAAUGAAAAACAAUCGAAGAAUCCUUUAGAAGUUGCAGAAGUCGUAUAUGAAUUGAUGUGUACGUGCACAGAACGGAAAAGCUACGUUGGAGAAACAGGAAGAAAACUGGAAGUGAGGCUAAAGGAGCAUGAGGCGGCAAUUCGAUUGAACAGAACUGAAUCCCCGUGGCAACAACACUGCAGUAUUAAAAAUUGUCUUAUUGAUCGUAGUAAUAUUAAAAUUUUGUAUAAAGAAAAAAAUUUUGUAAAAAGACGCAUCAUAGAACAUUACUGUAUUAAAGAACAUGCAAAUUGUAUAAAUUUAAAUACAGGAGCAUAUGUCGAUGCAUGCUGGGAUAGCUUGAUGAACUAUAAUAGUACUGGCAACUUAACAGUGUAAUAUCCACUGAAGAGGCUAAAAUAGCGAAAUAUAUAUGGAUAACAUAAUAAAGUAAGAAAUAGUGAAAAUAAUUCUCUGGUUUUCUCUGUUUUUUUAAACUCUAUCGAAGUCGGAAUUAAAGAGUGAACGUCACUUGUGGUUCUUAAAGGUUUUUUUUAAACGAAAAAAUUUUUAGAAUUUAUUAAUUUUAAAACUUCAAUUGAUAUCCUAUCUCACUAUGUGGCCAAGGACCAAAGGGAUUGGGACGAAUGGAUCCCUUACGCUCUAUUUGCUUAUAAUACGUCUAGCCAUGC
Centruroides sculpturatus (bark scorpion) is the source of this 3342-nucleotide messenger RNA. RefSeq lists its product as uncharacterized. The coding region runs from base 1295 to 3049 and encodes 584 amino acids. The transcript is spliced from 3 exons. Lineage: Eukaryota; Metazoa; Arthropoda; Arachnida; Scorpiones; Buthidae. The record is from RefSeq and is a predicted model, not a curated record.